AUGAAGCUCGUGGUCCUGCUUUCGGCGUCCGUCGCCGUGGCCCUUGCAGCCCCUCAGGGGUACUCUCUGUCCUCGCCUUCUGGACCUGGAUUUUCUCACGGCGGUAGCAGCGGUGGUGGAGGCGGUGGGUUCUCCAGCGGUGGAGGUGGUGGAUUCUCCAGCGGUGGAGGUGGUGGAUUCUCCAGCGGCGGAGGUGGUGGAUUCUCCAGCGGCGGAAGUGGUGGAUUCUCCAGCGGCGGAGGUGGUGGAUUCUCCAGCGGCGGAGGUGGUGGAUUCUCCAAUAUGGAGGAGGAUGCAGGGAUGGAGAGGUUCAACACGUAGACGGCUCGUGCGUCAGACCUAUAAUCUCGCGAAACGUCUACGUUUACGACGCUCCCGACCAACCUCAGCAGCCAAGCGGUCCCCCACCGAGCAUCCCGCCGCCGAAAGUCGAGCACAACAUUGUUUUCGUCCGCCUUCCAGAGCAAGCCGAAGGACCUGACCCCGUCAUCGUUCCUCCACCAAGGCAGGAGAAUAUCAUCUACGUCCUGAACAAGAACGACGGCGGAGGAGGCCAGCGGGUGAUCGAAGUGACAGCUCCUCCUCCUUCCGAUCCUGAGGUUUACUUCGUCAACUACGCCGAUGGUGAGAAUCCCCAGCUGCCCAUUGGUGUGGAUCUCCAGACUGCCCUCCAAGCCGCUGCUGACGGCGGUGGCCAGGUUAUCGGCGGCGCUGGUGGGGCAGGAAGUGGAGGAUUGGGUGGAGGCGCAGGUGGAAUUGGAGGUGGUUCAGGAGGUGGAUUCGGAGGCGGUUCAGGAGGUGGAUUCGGAGGCGGUUCAGGAGGUGGAUUCGGAGGCGGUUCAGGAGGUGGAUUCGGUGGCGGUUCAGGAGGUGGAUUCGGAGGCGGUUCAGGAGGUGGUUUCAGUGGAGGCUCAGGCGGUGGAGCCCCAGGUGGAGACUACAGCCCUCCUAGUAACACUUAUUCCGGGCCUUAGGCAAAUAUUUACCUGGACAAGUUCACAGAUGAUACCAUUAUGGUCAUCAAUUCUUUAUAAUUUUAAUGUACUGCUAUUUUUUUACUGUUUUAUUGUUGAUUCUUCUACAAAUAUAUAUCAUUUCAAAUGACUACGCUAUAUUUUCCUCUCCUUCGUUCCCAUAC
Molecule: messenger RNA, 1138 nt
Organism: Penaeus monodon (black tiger shrimp)
Lineage: Eukaryota; Metazoa; Arthropoda; Malacostraca; Decapoda; Penaeidae
Product: glycine-rich cell wall structural protein-like
Source: RefSeq, a predicted model, not a curated record